Drosophila novamexicana is the source of this 5472-nucleotide messenger RNA. Its product is annotated as transmembrane channel-like protein 3. Gene Ontology annotation, cellular component: plasma membrane. Gene Ontology annotation, molecular function: mechanosensitive monoatomic ion channel activity. The transcript has 19 exons. NCBI's taxonomy places the organism in Eukaryota, Metazoa, Arthropoda, Insecta, Diptera, Drosophilidae. The coding region runs from base 16 to 5472 and encodes 1818 amino acids. The record is from RefSeq and is a predicted model, not a curated record.
AAAGGCGGCUGGCAAAUGCAGAGCAGUGCCGACGAGCGAAGAGAAUAUUAUAGAGGACAAAAAGGCAGAAGAACUGCAUCGCAGGACGAAAACAAAUCUUAUGAACUAAACGAUUUUCACGCACCAAACCAAAGCAGCGACGCUGAGAGUUGUGCCUACAACAACAACCAGGAGCCAACACAUCACCAGGAACUUUCCUACGAGCAGCAGCUGCAAAAUGGCACCAUUGAUGCUGAUGCUGAUGAUGAUGAGGAGGACUACUCAAUUUCCGUAUCGGCGAUAAUGCAAAGACGUGCCAGUGUGCGUGGCUAUAGAGGCAAACGUGGCAGUCGCAAUUCGCGGCGUGCAUCGAGUCCCAUGGAUCACAUGCUCGAUAAUGUGGAGCGGCGACGCUCCAGUGUUUAUACAACUAGCUCAGAGGAGGGCACCAAUCAGGAGUCCACACAGGAGCAAAUCUUUGAGAAUAUACGCCUACACAAGGAGGUCAUACAGUCGGUCAAAUUACAGCCAUGGCAUAUACGCAAGAAGCUCAAACUGGUGCGCCAGGCGAAAACGUAUGUGGCACGCCACGAGGGCGCGCUGCAGGAGCGCUUUGCCAUGUCACGCAGCACGAGAGAUUUGUGGGCGAGGUUUAAAAUUUUAAUGGCAGCGCGCUGGCGGCAUUGGAAACGCGAAACCGCCAGCUUUCUUACAGUGCUCAUACCCUGGGAGCUGCGCAUCAAGGAAAUCGAAUCGCAUUUCGGCUCCGGCGUCGCAUCCUAUUUUACAUUCCUGCGCUGGCUCAUGUGGGUCAACAUUAUGAUUGCCAUACCGCUUGUUGCCUUUGUUAUUGGACCGGAGUACUUUGCCACCAAGCACGACGAAACGGAUCCACGCAAACGCAUGUCUGAACCGGAAUACAAAGUGGCCGGUAAUCUUUUUACGUUUUGGGAAUUCGAGGGCUACUUGAAGUAUUCGCCCAUGUUCUAUGGUUAUUACUCGAGCACUUCCGGCAUCAGCACAUCCGGCUAUAAGCUGCCUUUGGCUUAUUUUCUCACCGCCGUCCUGGUCUACAUCUACAGCUUUGUGGCCACGCUGAGAAAGAUGGCUGAGAACUCGCGCAAUUCGAAACUUUCCUCAAAGGAUGAUGAGUGCGUCUUCUCCUGGAAGCUGUUCACCGGCUGGGACUUUAUGAUUGGACACGCGGAGACAGCGCAUAAUCGCAUCGCAUCCGUUGUGGUUGGCUUCAAGGAGGCGCUGCUCGAGGAAGCUGAAAAGAAAAAGGAUAAUCGCAACUGGCGCGUUAUCCUGCAAAGGAUUUUGGUCAACAUUUUGGUCAUGGGCUUGCUGGCGUUAUCGGGCGCCACUGUGGUGCUGCUAGUGAAUCACUCCGAGGAUUUGGCCAAGCACGACAAUUGGCUUAGCCGCAAUGCGGUGAACGUGACGAUGACGCUGCUCUCCUUCUUUCUGCCCAUGAUUUUCGAGGCUCUAGGCUUAUUCGAGAACUGGCAUCCCAGGCAACAGUUGCGUCUGCAAUUAGCACGCAUUAUGAUAUUGAACAUGCUGAAUCUGUAUUCGCUCAUGUUCUCCUUCAUCUACAAGAUAAACAGCAAAGAGAAACCGUUGCAAAUGCUGAAGCUGGAGAACGAAACCAACACCCAGGAGCUGCACAAUCUGAUGAGCUCCAUCGAAGCACUGCGUGCCAUGACAACCACAACGCCCAUCUACAGCGACAGCACUUCGGACGGGCUCUACGAUGACUUGACAACGACUUCGCCCUGGGGGGCCGAUGGUGCCGGCACCACAGAUGCCAUCUUCUCGAGCACUGCAGUGGGCGCAUUUAUAACCACAUUGCAGCGGCUGAAGUGCUACAACAUGACUGUGAAAUGCUCAAAACCCAGACGUAUAUUGAUCAGCUCGAAGAAUAUAGCAACAACCUUGUUGUUACUCAAUCUGACCACGUCAACGGUGUUGCCAACAACUCUUCCAACAACAACAACAACAACAACACCAAGCACUACACAAGCGACAACAACCACUUGGUCUACAAUGCCACCAACAACCACUACAGAAGCUGCUACAGAAACAACAUCAACAACAACUACUACAACAACUCCUUGGCCCACUUUAGCAACAACAACAACCACAGAAGCGCUGGACUCCUCAACCACCACAACAACACCGGCGCCGGGCAACGAUAGCUACUUUAACUACGUAGAUUACUUUGAGGGUGCAGAGCUAUCCGAGCCAGGCGUCGAUUAUCAGGCAACCACCGAGGAAUCGGAUGAUCCGCUGGUCCAGGUGCUAGCCCAAGUGGAUGAGCAGCCGGCGACAACGCGCCGAAAAAGAGCUGUGGCUGGGCCACCAAUUUGGCACUCAAGCAAAUACAGUCGACGACAUCGCAAUGAUACAAGAGUCACGGCUGGCUUUGCCACAGAGUCGACAACACCUGCCAGUAGUUCACCCAUCAGGCCCGUAUAUAACCCACCAUAUAAUCCGGUAAGGAGAAUUCUGAGCGAAGAAGAGUGGAACCGCCGGCAGAAUCUAUUGCGCGGCGGACUCAUCAAGACAAGCACCACAGAGCAGCCAACCACAACCACAACAAUAUCAACAACCACUACAGAGGAGCAUCCAACAACAACGGAUAUCUACAGCACGGAUCCGAGCAUCCCCGCGAGCAGCAGUAACAGUGGCAGCAGCACCACCACCGAGGAAUAUGAGUAUACGGAUCAGAAUGGAGCCACCGUGACGCCCUAUUUUAUAGACUUCGAUGAUAUAGCGGAUGUGGGAAGCACCGUUUACUACGACAACGAGAAUCUUGGCUACUGUGUGAUAACCGUGUGUCCGAAGGAUGGCGAAGACAUCUUUGGUGGCAGCACCACACCCGAUGGACUGGACACCACGCUGAGUGGUGAAGUCAAGCAGCCAACAACUGCGAUGAAGACGCCGCUGGAGCGUCAAGUGAUGCGGCUGAAGGAGGUGCAGCUGACGCUCAAACAAAUCCAAAUGAAUCUGACCACCAUGUGCUGGGAAACAUCGCUCGGCCAGGAGCUGUCAAAGGUCAUUGUCUUCGAUGGGCUUAUGUCCAUUGUGGCGCCGUUGUGCAUCGACUUUUUGCGUGCCCUAUUUGUGCGCUAUGUCAAUCAAAACUGGUGCUGGGACAUGGAGAAAACGUUUCCGCAGUAUGGCGACUUUAAGAUAGCCGAGAACAUCCUGACGUUGAUUAAUAACCAGGGACAAGUGUGGAUGGGCAUAUUCUUCUCGCCGGGUCUGGUGCUCAUCAACCUUGUCAAAUUGAUGAUUAUGAUGUACUUUAGGUCAUGGAUAGUGCUCACAUGCAAUGUGCCGCACGAGGUGGUAUUCAAAGCUUCCAAGUCCAACAAUUUCUAUUUGUCGCUGCUGCUGACCAUGCUGUUCCUCUGUGUGCUGCCCGUGGGCUAUGCCAUUGUCUGGCUGCGUCCUUCCUGGCAUUGUGGCCCAUUUUCGGAAUACAAUCGCAUUGCCGAAUUCAUUACAAAUACCACACGCAACGCGUUGCCUAAGCAACUCCAUGAGCCCCUGGACUAUCUGACAUCCUCGAGCACAGUUAUACCUCUGCUGCUGCUCCUCAUACUCAUCAUCUAUUAUCUCAUAUCGCUGACGGGCGCGCUACGCGAGGCUAAUCAAGAUCUGCGCACACAGCUGCAGAAGGAGCGGGAGGAGGAGCGCAAAAAGAUUUUCAAAGUACCAGAGGUUAAGCAGGCGGAACCAACGGCCACAACUCUGACAAAUCGUUGGCGCAAGGUACUUGAGGCAUCAUCCCCCGUCACGCCCACACAGCCGCCAGAUUUUGACACUGAGGAGUACAAGAAUCAGGCAAGGAAAGAGCUCAUCUCACGCAUCAUGAAGAAGGCAUUGCGCAAGGGCUCCGCCACCUCGGAUGAGGAUUCCUUUGUGCGUCGCGAUGACGAUGACACGGACACUGAGCACCAGGAUUCGCUGCCGCACGAUGAGGAGCCCAAGGAGAAGCGCUUUGGGCUUUCACGCCUGCAGCAGAUACGACGCACCCGGAAACCGUCGCUGGUGGACAUCGUGCAGAUUGCCAAGCAGGAGCGGGCGCGUUCCAGUUCCAUUGCCGCAGCCAAUGCCGCACUGGCUGGUGGAGGCAGCAGUCCGGGCACAGCCGGUGGCGGUGACCACUUCCCCAUAAAGGAGCCCCAUCCCAAGAGCCGAUUCAAAGUAGAGAAAAAGGAAAGGGAAAGCUUUCGGGAUAAAAGGGACAGGCACAAGCAGCCGUCUCACACCGAGUCGCCGUCACCCAAGGCUGGCGAAAAUGAUCCGGAGACAAACUCUCGAGUUGUCAGCGAACGACGCGCCAGUUUACUGCGCCGCAAACGGGACAAGGAGGAACAAUCCAAGCUAACAACGCCGGAACCGGAUCCGGCAGCCGAACCACAGCCGUCGACAGUUAAGACUGCGGAUCGACGAACACCCGAGAGUCAGUUUCACAUCGUGGACGAGAAGAAGCCACCAGAACCCGAAGAAGAAGAGCAGGAGAAACCACUCAAGGAAUUGCCUCCACUGCCUAAAGAGGGCGUUCAUCUGGACGGCAAAGGCCUGGGCAAGUUCAAGUUCCGCAAAUACAGGUCAAAGGCAAAUAUUGUGGCUGCCAAGCCGGAGCCGGAGGUAUUCAAGUUUGAUGACAAGAGUCUGGAGAAGAACAAGUCGGGCGAAAUACCACAAGUACCCAGCGCCGAUCACCUAAACACCGAACUGGCCAGCGGCAGUGAGUCGCAGGCGCUGCCUUCGCCUACGCCCAGCCAAACACAUAGCCAGCGCCAGGUGAAUGCCGAGAAGUUGGCGGCGCUGUCGCGUCAAGGACGCAAAAAGAUUGGUUCCCUAUUGGCCCUAGUCCGUGAGGCUGUCAACAUAAAGAAGGAAGAUGUCGAGCAAGGUUCCGAUGACUCGCCGGGUCCAACCACCCCUACCUAUUUGGCAUACACACCACCGCCGCCACCGUCGCUAUUGUCGAGCAAUUCGAGUGCCACAGCACUGGAGAUGCCACCCACACCGGAGCCGGAUUCGCCUACGCCAAGCGCUCCGUUGCACUUUGGAAGCAGCACAUCCUCCGCAUCACAUCGGCUAGCAGUCAAGCCACCAACGCCAUCUGUUGCGGCUGCUGCAGGCGCUGCCUCAAGUUCUACGCCAACCUUAGCCACCAUGGAUGAUUUGGAGGAAUUGGAUAUGCCGGGACCUAUUACCUUCCCCAAACGCAGUGCUUCCCAGCGGCGACGCGCCAUGAGAGAGGACUCCCAAAGUUCCAUUUGGUCAGAUAACAUACCAACGAUUACCAUCAGCACCACGGGCAGCGAUGAGUGCAUCGUGGAGCCGGAAACGGCAGCAGCUGCUCCAGCAAUCGCCGUAAAUGGAUUACCUGAGCGCAGCGAUCCACCAGGUCCCGCUGUCAACAUCAUAAAGAUCAAUAUCGAGGAUGAAGAUGAGCAGCAAAAGUAA